ACUAAGACUACUAAGACUAGGACUACUGCUAAGACAACUACUAAGACUAAGACUAAGACUAAGACUAAGACUAAGACUACUACUAAGACUAAGACUACUACUAAGACUAAGACUAAGACUACUAAGACUAAGACUACUAAGACUAAAACUACUAAGACUAAGACUACUACUAAGACUAAGACUACUACUAAGACUAAGACUACUACUAAGACUACGACUAAGACUACUAAGACUACUACAAAGACUACUAAGACUACUACAAAGACUACUAAGACCACUACUACUAGAAAGCAAAAGCAGAGCAAUCCCCAAUCAGCAAAGCAUCAGCAGUCUCUUGGCUUACUGACAGCACACAUGCUCCUAGUAUAUACUAUAGGAGUCGUUGUAACUUAA
Volvox carteri f. nagariensis is the source of this 393-nucleotide messenger RNA. RefSeq lists its product as uncharacterized. The annotation marks the transcript as partial. The transcript has a single exon. The record is from RefSeq and is a predicted model, not a curated record. NCBI's taxonomy places the organism in Eukaryota, Viridiplantae, Chlorophyta, Chlorophyceae, Chlamydomonadales, Volvocaceae.